AUGGACUACUUCAACUGGAAUGUCUCAUAUCCAGCGUUCACCCUGUGUCCUGCUCCUAGCUUCAAAGUUGAUGUUACCGCCUUCACAGAGCUUAUUAACAAAACCGACAAAAGAGCAGAAUUGUUGUUAUGGGCAAUAAUUUUGGGCGAUAUUGAAAAUUUGGAGCUAAUAGACGUCCCACCAAAUGGCGCUUUGUCGCUCAUAGAUCCUAGAGACUACGCAAAGAUAGCGGCUUCAGUAUUUAAAGUAUUUGACGAGUCUUCAAUUACCACGAACACUAACUCACCUAUCAGUGUGGAACCUGCAAUGACUGAGCUUGGUAUGUGCCACGUGGUCAACUCCAAUGUGGCGUUCUUGGACAACCCUAACAAAUGGGGUAGUAACGUAACGACCUACGCCAAAAACAACAUACAACUGUCGGUCCAUGAUAGAGAUUUCUUUACUCAGAUCAUUAACUACGCAGAGAUUUAUAAGGUUUUCAUUCACGGUUCAGACGAGACAAUCCUGAGUACGUCUCCCUCGUACUCGCAAUCUCUCAGAGGCUUCAUGUCGUUUGGUGUACAAGUGUGGACUACUAAAAUAUCAGAGGAAUUGCGUUUGGCGCCAAUGCGACUUAGGAAAUGCAGAUUCAUCAGCGAACCGAUUAGUGAGCGAUACCCGAUUUAUACUUACAAUCACUGUUUGUUAGAGUGCAGAAUCCAAAUGAUUAUAAAACUAUGUGGCUGCAUUCCGCAUUUCUACAAACCUUUGGACUACGAAAGAGUAUGCAGCAUAGACGAACUAAAAUGCGUAUUGUCAUAUAGAAAAGAAAUCUUAUCAUUAUCAACUUCGGAAAAAACAUUGAAAAGCUUCAAAACGUCAACAGCGUUGCCGAGGACUUCUAAGGAUUGUAACUGUCCGAGUCAAUGUGAAACCGAUGUCUAUCAGAAGGAUUACGAAAAUUUUAUACCGCAAAAAGACAUGAAUUGGUUGAGAAUUGGCAUCUCUUCAUUUCCAAAAGUUAGAGUUGUGAGGGACAUUAUUUUCAGCUUCUAUGACAUAAUGCUGAGAAUCGGAGGCGUAGUAAAUCUGUGUAUUGGCUGUUCAAUUUUAUCGCUAGUGGAAAUGUGCGUAACUACGAUAAGGCUAUGUUUUAUAUAG
This is a messenger RNA of Pectinophora gossypiella (pink bollworm), 1140 nucleotides long. RefSeq names its product sodium channel protein Nach-like. The coding region runs from base 1 to 1140 and encodes 379 amino acids. Lineage: Eukaryota; Metazoa; Arthropoda; Insecta; Lepidoptera; Gelechiidae. Gene Ontology annotation, molecular function: ligand-gated sodium channel activity. The transcript is spliced from 8 exons. Gene Ontology annotation, biological process: sodium ion transmembrane transport. Gene Ontology annotation, cellular component: membrane. The record is from RefSeq and is a predicted model, not a curated record.